AGUGACAAUUAUAUGACGCGGCCUGUAUUGACUCUGCUGCGCGGAUGUGAGUAAAGUAAUUGCGGCUCAGGGAGAGACAGAAGAACAGAGAGAGGCAGCGAGUGAAAGUGUCGCCAUGUCGGCCUGGGAGCAUCUCAGCCGGGCCUUAAACUACAUUUCCCAGCAACGCCCGGACUUUCCCGUCAUGCCCCGCGCAGUUUCCGGUGUGGCUGCCGGAUGUCGGGCCUGACAGCUGCAGCUCGGGAUGUGUGCGUUUCGGGAGCGGUGAGAGGGCGGAGCGGCGAUGCAGGAGGAAGAUGAGGAGAACAUGGAGCAGGAUCCCAACCACAACCACUGGCCCGAGCUGCCCAGUCCCCCGGCCGCUUCCUCCGGAUACGGAACCUGCACCAAGCGCUGUGACAGCGGCCCCGGGAAAGCCCUGCUCGGUCUGACCGGCAACAGCACCUCCAAGUUCCUGAUGAAUGUGAUUACGUUGGAGGAUUACAGGACAACUUACUGGCCCAAACUAGACAGCGCCAUAGACCAGCUACUGACCCAGAGUCCCGGCGACUACAUCCCUAUAUCCUACGAGCAAAUCUACAGUUGUGUAUAUAAAUGUGUGUGCCAGCAGCACUCGGAGCAGAUGUACAGUGACUUGAUACAUAAGAUCACCAGUCACUUAGAGAGCGUCUCCCAGGAGCUACAGGCCAGUUCUCCUGCUGAUUAUAUUGAGAAGUUUAACCUGUCUCUGGCUCAGUACAUGGGGGCGCUGCACAGCAUUGUCCCUCUUUUCAUCUACAUGAACAAGUUUUACAUAGAAACCAAGCUAAACCGAGACCUAAAAGAUGACUUAAUCCAACUCUUCACUGAGCAUGUGGCAGAAAAGCACAUUUAUAGCCUGAUGCCCUUGUUACUAGAAGCGCAAUCGACUCCCUUUCAAAUCACACCGUCUACCAUGGCAAGCAUUGUGAAAGGCCUGUACACCCUGAGGCCGGAGUGGGUCCAGUUGGCACCGACGCUCUUUUCUAAGUUUAUCCCCAAUAUUCUUCCCCCUGCGGUGGAAUCAGAACUACAAGACUACGCUGCUCAGGACCAGAAGUUACAGCAUGAUCUGGCACAGAACGGCUUCACCAGAGGGGACCAGUCACGGAAACGAGCUGGGGAUGAACUGACGUACAACGGCUCCUCGUCAUGCUCUGGCUCCCAGGGGUACAGAUAGGGCAACUUCUUCUCACCCUCCUUGAUCUCCACCUCCAGGACUGUGGCACCUCCUGCUCUUCAGCGACUCGUACUGACUGUUCUGAUUGGUUCCUCGGUACCUCUCGCCUCCCCAGCCAAACUCCGGGAUGAUGUGAACUUGUUAAUUACAGGAGAGCGCCCUCUUGUAUUUUUUUUUUUUUUUAAUGAAACUUGAACUGUUGCUGCUAAACAAAGGGGGGCGGGAUUACAGAAAUGACUGAAAAAAUCGUCAUCAGCAUUUAGAUCCUCGCUCCCCCCCGGGCAUUGCUCCCUAUAUAAACUGAGGACUAUUUGUAAGAUAUAUAUUAUAUAUUAUAUACAGCCCGCUGCCCACUCCCUGCAGAGGAACCGUUGCCAUCUUUUGUCCUAUCAAGUUCUCCGUGCAUGUUGGAUGCCACCCCCCGCCAAUGUGGACCUUUUAGUUUUAGCCACUCCCCCUUCGUUUUUGGUUAAAAAGCUCAGUGAACCCCAAUUUGAUGCUUCAACCAGUUAAGGGUUCCACCCGGCCCCUAUUUUUCCCUGCCUGGGCUGGUAUUACAGAUUCAGGGGCAAUGUAGCUGCCAGUAAAUUUGUAAUACCCCUACAAAAGGCUCUUGACCCGCCCCCAAUCUGAUUAAACUUACCCUUUUUGCUGCCUUCUGCCCAUCGCCUGCCGUGGCUCCACCCCUUUGAUGUCAUAGCCCGUCCCUUUUGAUCCCGCCCCCACCAAUGGCCGGUGAAAAGGUGGGAACCCUACAAGCAGUUGACAAGGGGUAACUGUUGGCUGAUUUUUUUUUUUGUUCCUUCUUCUUUGUAACAAUCGGAAAAGAAAAACGAGGAGUUUGUGGCUUUGUCUCCAUUAAAGCUGCACAAUCUUCCCGUUCAACGACCCCACCCUCCGUCCUAAUCCGCGUCGUCUGCGCCCAUUGAGUUUUUAGCAGGUCCAACCAAGCUGGCUGUUUAUUUUCAUUUAACCAAUGCAGCGCUGGGGGCGGUCGCAAUAUCUUUGCUUUGCUUCAACUUUACGGACCAAAUCCAACCGCCGCCUCCAUAUGUUUCGAGAGAAGUUACUGGCGCCUGUUGCCUUCUAGCGCCGGUUCAACCGCAGUUUCCAGCAUCGCCCGCCAGUCGUUGGUAAAUGCGGGGGGAUUGUUGGUGGUUGUACUUUUAUAUCCUCUGAUUGUGGCAAGUUGUUCAGAGCCAAUGUGACCCCCCCCCCCAGGCAUUUCCAGUGCAGAUUAUGAUCAAGGGCCUCUGUAGGCCAUUCCAUAAGUGCGGCUCAUAGUAAAACAUUAUAUGGCAAAUGGCUUAAUAAAGAGAUGUAGAUUUGUUA
Molecule: messenger RNA, 2530 nt
Organism: Xenopus laevis (African clawed frog)
Lineage: Eukaryota; Metazoa; Chordata; Amphibia; Anura; Pipidae
Gene: cacul1.S
Product: CDK2-associated, cullin domain 1 S homeolog
Exons: 9
Coding region: 284-1198 (304 amino acids)
Biological process (GO): G1/S transition of mitotic cell cycle; ubiquitin-dependent protein catabolic process
Molecular function (GO): ubiquitin protein ligase binding; protein kinase binding
Source: RefSeq, a predicted model, not a curated record